Molecule: messenger RNA, 6609 nt
Organism: Numida meleagris (helmeted guineafowl)
Lineage: Eukaryota; Metazoa; Chordata; Aves; Galliformes; Numididae
Product: trithorax group protein osa-like
Exons: 14
Coding region: 4838-6259 (473 amino acids)
Biological process (GO): protein localization to heterochromatin; negative regulation of DNA-templated transcription; negative regulation of gene expression, epigenetic
Cellular component (GO): nucleoplasm
Source: RefSeq, a predicted model, not a curated record
CCUAUGGAACUUGAAACAAUAUGGUCAAAAGUUAGCAAUUGUGGAACUGACCAGUAAAGUUGUAACGCACCAUAUAUGGAAAUCACUAGAAGAGGUCAAGAAGAAUAUGCUGAGGAAACAGAAGAAGACUCCCUAGCCACAGCUCGAUCAUGCGCAGAGUACACCACGACAGGAAGAAAAUUGUAUAAAAGGACCGUAUGCUAGUUCAAACCUCGCGGCAAUUGGCGGAACAUAGAUUCCCUUGUCGCCCAGCGCUGCAUUGCCUCUUUGUUCUUUGCUCAUUAUAAUUAAUAAAUUUGAUAAUUGAAACCUCAAAUUUUAGUCCAUUAUUCUAUCAAUAACAGGCCCCCCAGAAGUGUGAUGUGCCUCCACCUGCCUGGAACUACAGAGAGGACCACCAAAGCCAUGAGAGACAGUAAGCGUUGGAGAACACUGCCACCUGGAGCAGCCAUUGCCUGUUGCUGACUUCGGCUUUCCUGUGCUGAUUUUCAGUUUCCCAAUCUGAUUUCUGCUUUCCCAGAUAGCAGGAUCAUUAUUGUAGUUUCUUUCUUCCCUACUUAUCGAGAAUCUCUCAAGAUCCUCACUUUUUCAAGUGUACUUCUCAAGGAUGCUCCUCUAGGAUGUGCUGGGUUCCCAGCUUGGUAGUUCCUGGGCCAGCAUGUCUCUUUCUCUGUGUUCUUUUCCACUUACUAUCUGGUCACCCUUAUGGCUGCUUCUGUCACUAAGGGAAAACAGAAGCUCAUGGUCAGCGUAAAAGAGCAAAAAGAGAAGCUCAUUGCCAGCAAACACAUGCUGCACACUUGCUCCUGAGCAGACACAUCCUCCCCAGCCAUGGCAAGCUGCCCGUGCAGUGGUUCAGUGGCAAAAACCAAAAAUCUGGGGUGUCCCGGGCCAUGCGCUUCCCCUGCUGUGGAAAGUUACCACCUGGUGAGUGCCAUCACCUCCUGGCCAAGCCAGUGCUGGUUGGACUGGAAGAUUUAUGUGCCUGGGAACAAUGUUUCAUAGCGGAUGAUAAGGGCAGCUGUGCUGCUGCCUGAGGCUUGCUGCGUGCAGGAUGAGAGAUAAGAGAGAAAAGCAUGGAAAGUGAGGGAAUGCCUGCAACGCUGUGUGGGAUGUUGCCUGUGUCUGAGUGAAUUUUCCAGACAUGGCUGCCAGAGCUGGGGUGUUGGCAACCCACGCUGCUCCGAUCCAAAAGGCAUCACUGUAUAAGCUCUGGUGGGACGUGUCGGCAGGAUGGCAAUAGAUGGGCAUAGCCUUGCACAUGCGCGUUUUACUCAGCUCUGGCUCUGCAGCGCUGCUGGUCACUUCCUUCUUUUUUUGGCUCUUUCCUGCUCUUUGCUACACUUUAAGGAACUGUAGCUAUUCCCGCUUCUGCCUUAUCCCCUUCCCCUACUUUCCUCAGCCCCUGGGCUUUGCCCUUUCAGAAGCCAGCUCCAUCGCUCCAAGGGCUGCAGUUUCAGCCUUCACUGCUUUUUCUGAGGGGGGAAACUUUGUUCUCUGCCAGCUCUGCAGGGGACUUUUGCACCACUGAGGCACUCGCAGAGGCCUGUGCUGUCGCUGCUGCGGGGCACACACGCAGCCCACGCAGGCAAUGGACAUUGCUCAUAAAGAGAUGCUCUGCUGCUCUCUCCAGGGACAGCAAACCUUGCAAAUUUGGGUCUAGCUCAAACUGUUCUCCAGUGACAGAGACUUCUGUUUUACCUGCUGAUUUUCUGCCAGAUCUGUGUUUUCGUCUGUGUUCACGUAUAUGUCAUGAUACCAUGCACAGCCACCUGUUUGCUAAGCUCCGCAAAAUAAGGUCAUAUCAAGCAAAAAAAGGUCCUAGACUUUUACACCGUGAACCCUGUAACUGCUCUAUCUUAUAACCUUACUAUACAAGCAAUAAAUAUUAAAAAGAAUCUGGUCACCUAACAGACAUUUCUGUAGCAGUGCUUUUAGAUUAGAGAUUGAUGAGAAAGAUGGACAGUGAAUGCAAAGCAGAGCUGGAGUUCCCUGCAAGGAACUGGAGGGUCAACAGGAGUCCCUGAGCCAAAACUUGUGGUGCCCAUCCUAGGCGAGACCACCUGCUCACCCAGUUGGCAUUGUCCCCACGUCCCUGCGAGCUCUUUAUCCUCCUGUCUGCAGAUGUCUGGGUCAUCAGGAGGCGGACCUGGAUCUGGUAGGAAGACAGCAGCCAAGGAGCUGCCAUAGCUUCCGGAUGUUCCCCUUGCAAGGGUGACGUGCUGCCACACUGGCCUUCUAGGCUGUGGACGUGUUUGUCCAUGCUGCUGUAUCCUCUUCCCAAAUCCCAAAGAGCUAAUUGAUCCGCCCAGUUAGUUAAUUGAUUUGUAGCUAUUAGAGGCUACAAUUAACCGACCAGCUGGAAAGCUGUGUGUUAUCUGCCCGGUGGGAGCAGCGCUGAGAAGCAGCCAGCUCCAAUGGGCCACGAGCUGCCCCAUCACUGUUAACAGCACUGCUCACUUGGCAUCUUUUAAGGUUUUACUCUGCUUAAGACUUGGAAUUUUUCUUUUUAUCUUCUCCUUUGCUAGUGUUUGGCAGCAGCAAGCUCAAGCUUGGUCUCCCUGUUUUCCCUUAUCUCCUUCCCGUGUUACUGCAAGGUCACAAACUUUGCUUUACUCUCUGGAAUAAGGAGGGGAGUUAGCAUUGCAGGACAGACCAGUUUGGACCAGCUUGUUAUCAGUGUGUUCCCAGCCACCAUCCAAACCCACAUCAACUUUCAGACCUGAAACAAAGCAGAUGUUCAUUAAGCAGCAGAAAAGUGAUGCAUCUCAUUAGAUGGCUGGGCGAGAUGCCUGCACCUAGCACUAACAUAUUUGGCUGGGCAGUGCUAACAAAAUGGGAACGCCGCUCAGGAUGGAAACGAGGGGAAAGAGGAGGUGUCGUGUGCCUGGCUGCAGCAGCAGGGGUGUGCUGGGCAGGCAGCAGCCCCAUGGGCAAAGCUUGCCAGCAGCCCCAGGCUCAGCCCAUGGGGCUUGCAGUGCUGCAAGCCGGAGAUGAACCCCGCUAUGGUGUUAGAAGGUGAGCAGACACAGACGGCUUUGGCAGCACGUCAUCCCCAGGCAGCUCUUGGCCAACCCAGCAGAGCUGAACUGCAGCUUCCCAACUGUCCUGGUGCAGCUGAGCCGGCCCUGCACGAGGAGCGGAGUUCUCUGCUCCUCAGCCUCCGCCAUCUACGUAGGUGAGUGUGAAGGCAGCACCCCUUUGUGCUGAGCCCUGUCCUGCCAGGGCAACACACCAAGCAGACGCUCCUCUCAGCCUUCCCUCUCACCUCCUUGGGCUGUGCCAGAGCAGCCGUGCUGCUGGGGUGCGCUGCUCCCCAAAAUGCCCCUAGCACAAAGCUGGGAGCGUCCUGGGGAACCCGUGGCUGUGGCUGAUCUAGGCAGAGGCAUGCCCUGGGGACGGGGGCUCUGUGCCCAGGAGAUGUGCUUACUCUGUUCCUGACCGUCCCUGCAGCAGCCUCCAGAGGUGGGAAUGAGGCAGGAAUGGGGGCUGUGGUGCGGCCAAUCGAGUAACUGGCACAACGUAGCCAUUUUGAAGGCUCUGCAUUAAACUGGGCCUUAAACCAACGUUAGUAAGAGGGAUUAGGGAGAAGAAAUUGUCUAUUUCUGUUUAUUAGAGACCAGUUGGAGAAGAGGUGCCUUUUGGGGUCUGUGCAGUUGUUAGGAGAUAAGGGGGGGGUGCUGUCGUGCCCUGUUCCCUGGCUCAUAGCAACCAGCGAGAAGACAGUGAUUGCAGCACACUUCACUGACGCAUAUCAGGUGCACUCAGACAAUUUAUUAAACAUGCUAUGAGCAAGCUGUUACAGUCUAUAUCUAAUCAGUAUCCCGCGAAAUGUCAGUUAGGUUAGGUAAGUCUAUAUGACCUGUCCUGCUGGCACACCGGUCGCAGGUCUGGAUCCAGGGGUUGCAUGCUGGGGAGGUCUCAGGCUGGCUGAGAUGAGCCCCAGAUGUGCUCCAGCAUCCUGCCUAGAAACCCUUUUCUCAUGUGCUUUCCCAUUAUAACCAAUAAAACACUAAGUCCCAAGUUACGCAAACUAAGGUAUAAACAUGGGUAUAGAAAACACAUGAGUUGUGGGGAAAAAAAGGAAAGCAAAGGAAGCAAAUCUUCUUAUUGAUUCCUUAAGACCUUGUUUUUGUUCCACUGUUUUAUGUUUUCCAUGUCUUUGCCAAAGGUGUUAUUCUCUCUUUUUCUUGACAGUUUCCGGUCACAGCUCGGGUUCUUGAAGUGAGUACUAGGCUGUGUGGUGUUAAACAUAGAUAGGGUGGCUGGAGUGACAGAGGCACAGCUAUGGCCUUAUCCAGCCUGCCCAACUAGGGGCAGCUCUCGUUAUCAAACAGAGGCCGGCUACCGGACCUGUGCCGUGUCCUGUUCUCUGGUCUUACGUGACCUCUCCCCUCCUUCGGCAGGCUGUGCUUGGGCCAUAUUCCACAGCUGCCAGCCAUACUUUGUGCUUCUCUUGUUGAUGAGUGUUCCCAGCAGCUGCAACCAAUGUUAGGAGGUGCUCUGUAAAAACUGAAGACUCCUGGAAGGUGUUGCAGCUUGCCUUUUGGCACCUUGCAGCAAAUAAGUGGGCAGGAGGGGAACAAAGGUAGCUGGCCAGGGGGGGAUUAUCACCCAGCUGCUGACACCCACUGCUUCCUGUUGGGCUGCAUUCAGCAAACAGAGGUGGUGCAAUCAGCCCUGCGCGUGUAGGGGUUUCUGUCCCUGUUGCAUCCCACGCUCACGGGUGCUGGGUCUCUUCCAGCAGCUGAGCCCCCUUCAAGGACCCCUUGGAGCAGUGUGCCAGCCAAGCACCUCCUCCCUGCACGGAUCAAGGCUGGAACAACACUUUGGCAAGAUGUCCUCAAAGAGGUUCUGCAGGAGGGGGCCUCGGGCCUUUCCCUGGGAGCCUCAUCCACGUCAGGCUGGGCCACCACCUCCCCGUGCCCAUGACCCCCAGGAUGCCUGGCGCGAUCCUCCACGGGACCACCAGCACUGGAGAGCCAGGGGAAGAGGGCAUCUGCCUGGUCCCUGGCAGCCCAGGCCUUUCCCUGGCCCUGUUGAGUUCCUCUGGAAUGAGGAGAAUGGGAGAUGGGCCCCCCAGAAGUGUGAUGUGCCUCCACCUCCCUGGAACUACAGAGAGGACCACCAAGGCCAUGAGAUACCACCACUGCGUCACCAGGACUUCUUUGCCCAGCCUGAGUUCCCCAGCCAGGAGCAGCGUCCUGCUGGAUUCCUACGGGAACAAGAAGUCUUCCAGGACAACUACGCACCCCAGCGCCUUUGUGGCCCAUACCGGAGACGCUGCCGACUCCUGCUCCCCAUCAAGCAAGAGACAACACACCGCAGCCGUUCUCCCAGGAGCUCCCCAGGGUACCAUCCGUCCUCCAAGCCCUCUCGGUCCUGCUCCCCGAAGAGCCAGCCAGGGGUCAAAGAGCACCUCAGUGCUCCCCAGUCACCUACUACCUGCAAAAACAGUGUGCAAAGCAAGGAGCAGGUGGAUGAGGGCCUGCUGGUGGCAAGCAGUGAGGCGCUGGAUCCGCCCGGGCAUGCAGAGAAGAGCCCAGAGAAGAGCCUGGCCACCAACCCCCAGGCAACGGAGCAGGAGCCCGCAGCAGGAUCAAAGCCAGUUGAGCCACAAGGUGGACAGGAAGCUGCAGGCAACCAGCAGCCCUCUGCUUUGGAAUUGGAGCCAGUCUCACUGGAGAUAACCUGCACCAGGAAGGAGGAAGCCUUGGAGCUGGGCUUUGCACAGAUAAAGCCACACAGCCCAAGUGUCAGUGAGGCUAGUGGAAGUGCUGAGCCGUAUCCCUACAGUCCAUUAUCUCCGGAGCCUGCUGAGACUGUGAGUGCUGUUCCGAUUUUGGAGAUCCCACUGGAAGCUACUGCAGAGACCAACACACAGCCCAGCAAGGCCAGCUCCAACAUCUGCGCUGAGGCAGCAGCAUCACCCAGGACCGGGCACCCUCCCUGGGCUGGGACACAGCCGGCUGCAGGCUUCCAGCACUUACCCUGCCCCCUGUGCUCUGCACAUCAUCCCACCGGCACAGACCUGCGAUCUGCUGCCAUCCUCGCCAAGAAGGAGAGCAUCGAGCAGGGGUACAAGCAGUUCUGCCUGAAUUUUGCCAUGGUGUCCAUGAUGCUGCUGCAGAAGGAUCCCUCCAUGGAGGUGGCUCUGAUGCAGGCACUGAGAGCCAACCUGCUCCAGGUCCACAACCGCCUCGUGAAGGAGAUGGAGGACUUCAUCCAGCAGUAUGACGAGACGCACCCCAGCCGCUGAGCGGGGUGCAGUGGGGCUGCACUGGCAGAGCCCGUGCUGGGGCUGUAGGGAUGUGCUGAUGUGGUCCCUCUUGGGGAUGGGGGGGCUCAGGGAGGUGUCUUAGUUUGGAGGGUGGUUGGGUCUGAUGUUUGCUGGUGGGUAAUUGGGGGCUGUGGACAAGGGACAGGUCAUACAUAAGCCUGUAUUUACAGUGACAGAGGGAGGUGGUUUUAUUAGAGGGUGGGGGGAGGCAGAGUAACUGUGGGGAGGGGCCUCCCCUUGUCUUUAUUCUAUUCAUGAUUUUCAUAGAGUCUCUCUUAAAACUCAGGGUUUGUUCUUGUUUUCAUAAAUAAAAAUGAGUUUCUUUUGCA